Molecule: messenger RNA, 607 nt
Organism: Dentiscutata erythropus
Lineage: Eukaryota; Fungi; Glomeromycota; Glomeromycetes; Diversisporales; Gigasporaceae
Source: the annotation of a GenBank genome assembly
AUGUGUGAAGUAUUAAAUCAAUGCAUUAUUGACGUUGAUAAUAAUGUUCAAACGCUCAAUAAUCGUAAAACAGAUCAUGAUACACUUACAACAUUAGAGAAUUAUGUUUUAUUUCGAAUUUUUCUUCAAAAUAUUGAAAAUAUCAAAGAUUUUAUUGAAAAUAUUUUUAUUCAAGUUACUGAUUCAGGAAUUUCAUUAAAGCAAUUAAAAAAUAAAUAUAUUAUAAACAAACAAAUUAGUGAAAUUAUUGGUGAGGUUGACGAUUCGUUCAAAGAUAUAGAGGAAACAAUGAAGAUAUUUAAUUUCAUAAUCCUUAGAGAUGAACUUAAAGAUAAUAAUACUCAAGAAGCAUACAAUGGUAACAUCACAAUUAUAAAGCAUAUUUCGUAUGUAAAGAAGGACAUAUGGGUUCAGGCAGCACUUUUAAAUAAUUCAAAUGGUUCAAUGCAAACCUUUAAAUCUUCAAUUGAAUUACAAAUUGCAUUGGACAUAAGUAUUGGAUUAGUAUUUCUUAAUGCAGUGAAAUUUUUACAUCUCGAUGAAUCAAGAAAGCUUGAUAUUGAUGUUACUGGAAUCGAAUACGUAGCACCAGAAGCAUUAAGGAGAA